GAUUGGCCGCCCCGCGCCCCGCCCCGCGUCCGCCCACCUGCAGAGUCGCCGCCGCCGGGCGCUGGGACCAAACGCUAACCAUGGAGCUGGGGCUCGCGGGCCGCCGGGCGCUCGUCACGGGGGCGGGCAAAGGCAUCGGGCGCGCCACUGUCCAGGCGCUGCACGCGGCGGGUGUGCAGGUGGUGGCGGUGAGCCGGACCCGGGCCGACUUGGACAGCCUGGUCCGCGAGUGCCCCGGGGUGGAACCCGUGUGUGUGGACCUGGGUGACUGGGAGGCCACAGAGCGGGCACUGAGCAGCCUGGGGCCGGUGGACCUGCUGGUGAACAACGCUGGCGUGGCGCUGCUGCAGCCCUUCCUGGAGGUCACGAAGGAGGCGUGUGACACGUCCUUCAACGUGAACCUGCGGGCUGUCAUCCAAGUGUCCCAGAUCGUGGCCAGGGGCUUAAUAGCUAGGGGAGCCCCGGGGUCCAUCGUGAACAUCUCCAGCCAGGCCUCACAGCGUGCAAUAACGAACCACAGCGUCUACUGCUCCACCAAGGGUGCCAUGGACAUGCUGACCAAGGCGAUGGCCCUGGAGCUCGGGCCACACAAGAUCCGCGUGAACGCGGUGAACCCCACGGUGGUGAUGACCCUCAUGGGCCAGGCCAAUUGGAGCAACCCCCAGAAGGCCAAGACCAUGCUGGAUCGAAUCCCACUUGGCAAGUUUGCUGAGGUGGAGAACGUGGUGGACGCCAUCCUUUUCCUGCUGAGUGACCGGAGCGGCAUGACCACGGGUUCCGCUGUGCCGGUGGACGGGGGCUUCCUGGCUACCUGAGUCUCUGACAUGCCCCAGCCUCAUGCUGAGCGCACGGACGUACCCCCGUCUCUCCAAUAAACACGAUUCUUCUGUCUA
Messenger RNA from Mustela lutreola (European mink), 893 nucleotides. It is a transcript of the gene DCXR, whose product is annotated as dicarbonyl and L-xylulose reductase. The record is from RefSeq and is a predicted model, not a curated record. Gene Ontology annotation, molecular function: carbonyl reductase (NADPH) activity; L-xylulose reductase (NADPH) activity. NCBI's taxonomy places the organism in Eukaryota, Metazoa, Chordata, Mammalia, Carnivora, Mustelidae. The transcript is spliced from 8 exons. The coding region runs from base 81 to 815 and encodes 244 amino acids. Gene Ontology annotation, biological process: xylulose metabolic process; glucose metabolic process.